This is a messenger RNA of Paraglomus occultum, 1788 nucleotides long. The record is from the annotation of a GenBank genome assembly. Lineage: Eukaryota; Fungi; Glomeromycota; Glomeromycetes; Paraglomerales; Paraglomeraceae.
AUGACAAAAGUACAAACCGACUCUUCUUCGUCAGCUUCAAAGAAAAAACGAGAUCUAUCUGAUCUCGACACUCGUCUCGGAUUCUUAUCUGCUACACAACCUGAAAAGCACCCUCGGAUAAUUAGACUAGAUGUGCCUCUUCUGCAGCCUGACAACAAUGUAGUUUAUUUUCCCGAUCUACUUCGUGAGGAAGGUUUGGAACCACCAACACCAAUGAAGAAAUUUCCGUCCGGCUCAGACACACCCGUGUCUGGUUCGGACGCUACUCCUCCUCCUUCACCUGGCUCCAAAACCCCAGAUCAUUCUCUCCCUUUGCCGGCAGAUUCACCGUUCGGAUCACCCUUGGCGUCAGGAACACACGAGAGUGAUGCAUUUUUUAAUAGGCUGUUAGAAAACGCGGAAAGAAGGGAAAAAGAUGAACGAGCGAAAGCCGAGUCCGAGAAGCCGCAAAAAAAACGGCCUAGAACUGAAAUGUACGAUAUGAGCGAUCCCUUUAUCGAUGACAGCGAUCUGGUACCUUCCCAGCGUCAAGCUAGGAAAGUGCGACCAAAAUUAGACGGAUUUUUUGUUUGGAAGGGACCCUUGACAAAGAAUGACUUAGAAAUGCUAGAUGGCGAGGGAAAGCCAAAAAGAAGAGUCAGAACUAAAUGUAUAAAUUCGCCUGAGGAGUCUAAGCAGCCUCGCCCCCGCAAACGCGUUUCCAAGAAAGCAGAUAGUACUAUUUCUGAACACAAGCUCGCGACACCCUCCCCUUGUAAGCAAAAGAGAGAUAAAUCUUCAACUGAUCCGGAAAAGAAAACGCAAAGCUUGAUAACGAAAUUCGUUUCAACGGCUGGAGGCGGAUCACAAAACCAAACAGGCGAGACUAUAAUUGAUUUCGGUGAACCGUCUACUCCCGUUGUUCAGGCUGAGGUCAUGAAGACAUCUGGGAAGAAAAAAAAGACUUAUGUUGUGGAAUCUCUCCCGCUAGAGCUUCAAUCAGCCAUUGAAUUGUUUAAAGACGCGAUUACAAAAGAGAGUUUUGAAGUCAAAUCAAAAUUCCCUGUCAACUUAAAGCCAACCCUACUAAUUGCAACGGCGAAGGCGUACGACAUGGGGCUGUUUAACGAGAACUUUUUCAAAACUCUGACGAAUUUACUGCCUUAUAACAAAUUCACUGUCACGCGCCUGUGUAAACGUACUCUAUUCCCAAUGAAAAUACAAGAGUUGGAGCAGGCGAAAGAACAACUAAUAGCCGACUUGAAAAUAGCAAUUGAUACAACAAUUCCUAAUCUUAUCAAACGAUAUAACGAGCAAAAAGCCGGAUCUUUUCGUUCGGAAAAUUCUUUUAAUUCGGAUGGUUGUGGCAAUUCUCCUUCGAGGACAGUAACGCCUACGCCGCCGAAUGGAAACACAACGCAUAACGGAACUCACAAUGCAAUGUCAGUUGACGCCAUAAUUGAUAAUGACGUAAAUGAUAUUGAUGCAGAUGCUGGAGAGGGAAGCGAUGAUAGAAGUGACGGUUUUGGAAAAGUGAGCAAAAAGUUUAAGUGGGAUGAUGCAACAAAAUCACUUUUGUGGAAGGUUAUAAAAAUCGAAAUGGAUUUGACUGCAAUGCAGAAUGAACUAAAUGAGGCAGAAGAGAAAUCAGAGCGAUUGUCGGAACAAACUAUGCGAAAGCGAUUAUAUCAACGGCUUCUCUCUUUCUGGCCAUCGGGAUGGAUAACUUCAUAUGAUAUCUCACGUGUAUACAGCGCGUUUAAACGAAAACUUAAGGUUAAUAAUGAACAGGGAAGUGACAGGACAUAA